GAUAUAUGUUUCAGUAUUCCCAGUCUACAAGCAGGGACAUUUGUCUAUGAGGCCGUUCCCACCUCAUCAAACCGGACGGUGCCAUUUGUUGCUGAGGUGACGCAGAGUGAACCGUUACUUGUGAAGUAUCUUCAUCCAAGUAAGACGAAGGGAUCCUGGCAUUUCCCCGACAAGGAAGACACGGGUGCAAUCAAUACAGACGACAUCAUUAAAGUGUCGGCGGCCCUCCAAACUAGGAUAUCAGGGUCCCGUUUCUGUGUGGAGUUCAGGGACCUGCCCUGAAGACCUGUUGUGUUUCUUCUGUGUGAGUGUGGAGAACCUGCCAUGUCCACUAGAUCGGCGGCCAAAACUGCCGCAGGGGGGACACUAACAGACCCACAUGGGAUGGAGACUGACUCCCCUGCACCCUCACCACCAACAUCUCCCAGUGCUCAAGUGACGCGGCAGUCAAGACGUGCUACAUUUGAAUGUGAAGUCUGUGGUAAGAAGUUAAUGACAAAGCAGAUAAAGAAGAAGCACAGCUUAAUACACUCAGGGGAGAAACCACAUGGGUGUGAGCUGUGUGGGCGACACUUCCGGCAAGCUUCUGAGCUGCAGCGACACAAGACCAGGCAUAGUGAGGAGGAUGGAAUAUGCUGCUUUGUCUGCAGCUUGAAGCUGGACAGCUGUACGGAGCUGGUUGAUCACAUGAAAAAACACUCUAUCAACUUCAAGUCUAAGGUGUCCAGUGCUGGCUACUCAUUCCGCUCGUCCUCUGUGGUGAAGAGCUAUCGGGACCUGUUCCGCUCUGGCAAUCCACAACCUUGUUAUGUCUGCUUCAGAGAUUUCCCAGGAAGUGAAGAGCUUCUUGAGCACCUGGGACAGCACACUGCUGUGGAGCUUUUGAAAGGUAGCAGUGACAGAGAUCUGUGGAAGAGUUCCUCAUUCUAUGCUGAACUCCAGUAUGAGAAGUGGAGAAGAAGAAGCUCCUUACAGAUUCUAAAACGCUCAGGAGGAAGUGUAAGUAGAGACAAAACUGAAGCUAUAUCUGUUGACCCUGUUGUCUCUCAUCUGGAGGUUGAUGCAGACACAGAGGUCAACAUGCAGAUCACAGAAACACAUGUAGAGGUACCCUUGACAGACACUGAACCAGUCACAGAGCAUCACAUGUCGGAUGAGUCUGAUGGAGAACUAGACCCCACUCCAUCUGGGAAGAUACACAAGGGAAAAAAGCCGCUCCUGUGUCCGGUGUGCGGGAGGAAAUAUGUUCGACCUGCGGACCUGAAGCAGCACCUGAUCCGCCACGUGGCCGACCUGUACAAACAAGGCAACUCUACAAACCCCAAUUCCAGGUUCAAGUGCGACAUUUGCACUGCUGUAUUUCAGUGCGAGAAGGACCUUCAGUUCCAUGGUGUUUUUCACGGAGUGUACCGACCUAACGCCAGUACCUAUGCUGAUGGUCAGUCCACCGUGUGCCCUAUCUGUGGGAAGAGGCUGCAGAAAGCCACCAGCCUUCCCUCUCACAUUGAGCUUCACAACCAAGACAGGACGUCGAAGUGUGGUGUAUGUGGACGUACGUUCAAGUCUGAGAGGAACCGGAAUCUUCAUCAGAAGAUCCACACAGGAGUGAAAGAGUUUGUGUGUAAAGUGUGUGGAAAGGGUCUGUCACGAAAACCUGAGUACGAAGCACAUUUGAAGCGACAUAACACUGACCCAACCUUCAAUGGUAAAGCUGGCCGCAAGAAGGGCUCUAAGGUCAUUAAUGAUAAGGUCAUAUACUCAAAGAAAGGCUAUGGAUCACCAGAAGACAAGGUGGCCAUGGCCAGGAAACCAAAGAGUCGUGUUCUUCGGAGGGAUCAAAAGGAGAAGACCAUCAUCCCACACAAAAACAAGAAGAGGAAGAUGGGCAUGGUAGAUGGUGAUGACACCACAGAGCCUUCCUCCAAUGGAGGCCAGGUGGUGCUUCAGAGUGUUGAGACACAGACAGAGGUUCUGACAUCGGAACAAUCCUCUCUGGCUCAUAACAAUGACAUUAUCACUUCUGAACUGACAGAUCCUAAUUUGACUGCAGCUGAAGUGACCAGUGUUGAUGGUGUGUCUGCAGCUGAGGAUGAAGCACAUUUGAAGCGACAUAACACUGACCCAACCUUCAAUGGUAAAGCUGGCCACAAGAGGGGCUCUAAGGUCAUCAAUGAUAAGGUCAUAUACUCAAAGAAAGGCUAUGGAUCACCAGAAGACAAGGUGGCCAUGGCCAGGAAACCAAAGAGUCGUGUUCUUCGGAGGGAUCAAAAGGAAAAGACCAUCAUCCCACUCAAAAAAAAGAAGAGGAAGAUGGGCAUGGUAGAUGGUGAUGACACCACAGAGCCUUCCUCCAAUGGAGACCAGGUGGUGCUUCAGAGUGUUGAGACACAGACAGAGGUUCUGACAUCGGAACAAUCCUCUCUGGCUCAUAACAAUGACAUUAUCACUUCUGAACAGACAGAUCUUAAUUUGACUGCAGCCGAAGUGACAAGUGUUGAUGGUGUGUCUGCAGCUGAGGAUGAAGCAAUCAUCAUCACUGUUCAGGACCCCACGACGGGGGAGAAUGAGGAAUGGACUGUUUCGGUCCAACAGAGAGCGGAACCAUUCGAAGUUGUGUUUGACUGUGGGACCAACUUCAAAGGUGGUGAGGCAGAAUUGAGAUCACGCCAGAAGCUGCAGAAAGACAGGAAGAAGCUGAGCAACGUUGAGGUCGUAAUGAUCAUUGAACCCCAACCAAGAUCAACACUGGAGAGGACCUGUGCCUGCGGUGGAGAACCUGCCAUGUCCACUAGAUCGGCGGCCAAAACUGCCCCAGGGGGGACACUGACAGACCCACACGGGGUGGAGCCUGACUCCCCUGCACUCUCACCACCAACAUCUCCCAGUGCUCGAGUGACGCAGCAGUCGAGACAUGCUACAUUUGAAUGUGAAGUCUGUGGUAAGAAGUUAAUGACAAAGCAGAUAAAGAAGAAGCACAGCUUAGUACACUCAGGGGAGAAACCACAUGGGUGUGACCUGUGUGGGCGACACUUCCGGCAAGCUUCUGAGCUGCAGCGACACAAGAUCAGGCAUAGUGAGGAGGAUGGAAUAUGCUGCUAUGUCUGCAGCUUGAAGCUGGACAGCUGUACAGAGCUGGUUGAUCACAUGAAAAAACACUCUAUCAACUUCAAGUCUAAGGUGUCCAGUGCAGGCUACACAUUCCGCUCGUCCUCUGUGAUGAAGAGCUAUCGGGACCUGUUCCGCUCCGGCAAUCCGCAACCUUGUUAUGUCUGCUUCAGAGAUUUCCCAGGAAGUGCAGAGCUUCUUGAGCACCUGGGACAGCACACUGCUAUGGAACUUUUGAAAGGUAGCAGUGACAGAGAUCUGUGGAAGAGUUCCUCAUUCUAUGCUGAACUUCAGUAUGAGAAGUGGAGAAGAAGAAGGGCAAGCUCCUCACAGAGUCUCAAAAGCUCAGGAGGAAGUGCAAGUAGAGACAAAACUGAAGCUAUAUCUGUUGACCCUGUUGUCUCUCAUCUGGAGGUUGAUGCAGACACAGAGGUCAACAUGCAGAUCACAGAAACACAUGUAGAGACCCCACUCCAUCUGGAAAGAUACGCCAGGAAAAAAAAGCCGCUCCUGUGUCCGGUGUGCGGGAGGAAAUAUGUUCGACCUGAGGACCUGAAGCAGCACCUGAUCCGCCACGUGGCCGACCUGUACCAACAAGGCAACUCCACAAACCCCAACUCCAGGUUCAAGUGUGACAUUUGCACUGCUGUAUUCCAGUGCGAGAAGGACCUUCAGUUCCACAGUGUUUAUCACGGAGUGUACCGACCUAACGCCAGGACCUACGCUGAUGGUCAGACCUUCAGGUGCCCUAUCUGUGGGAAGAGGCUGCGGAAAGCCACCAGCCUUCCCUCUCACCUUGAGCUUCACAGCCAAGACAAGAAGUCGGAGUGUGGUGUAUGUGGACGUACGUUUAAGUCGGAGAGGAACCGGAAUCGUCAUCAGAAGAUCCACACAGGAGUGAAAGAGUUUGUGUGUGAAGUCUGUGGAAAGGGUCUUUCACGAAAAGCUGAGUACGAAGUACAUUUGAAUCGGCAUAACACUGACCCAACCUUCAAUGGUAAAACUGGCCGCAAGAAGGGCUCUAAAGUCAUCAAUGAUAAGGUCAUAUACUCAAAGGAAGGCUAUGGAUCACCAGAAGACAAGGUGGCCAUGGCCAGAAAACCAAAGAGUCGUGUUCUUCGGAGGGAUCAAAAGGAGAAGACCAUCAUCCCACACAAAAACAAGAAGAGGAAGAUGGGCAUGGUAGAUGGUGAUGACACCACAGAGCCUUCCUCCAAUGGAGACCAGGUGGUGCUUCAGAGUGUUGAGACACAGACAGAGGUUCUGACAUCGGAACAAUCCUCUCUGGCUCAUAACAGAUCUGAACUGACAGAUCCUAAUUUGACUGCAGCCAAAGUGACCAGUGUUGAUGGUGUAUCUGCAGCUGAGGAUGAAGCAAUCAUCAUCACUGUUCAGGACCCCACAACGGGGGAGAAUGAGGAAUGGACUGUUUCGGUCCAACGAAUGAAGAUAGGUAGGCGCGGUGAGAAACAGUGGGGAAUUAAUAAUCAAGUGCAUGACUUUUCGAGCUGUGUAUCACGCCAGAAGCUGCAGAAAGACAGGAAGAAGCUGAGCAACGGCGAGGUCGUUGGAGACCGCCAGUACCUGCAGCUGUUGUCCAGGUUGGAGACCGCCAGUACCUGCAGCUGUUGUCCAGGUUGGAGACCGCCAGUACCUGCAGCUGUUGUCCAGGUUGGAGACCGCCAGUACCUGCAGCUGUUGUCCAGGUUGGAGACCGCCAGUACCUGCAGCUGUUGUCCAGCGACCGGAAACGAAGCGCGCGUUUUAAUAAAAUACGGGACAGACCCAUCAAAUUUACUUCGUUUAUCUGGUGGAGAACCUGCCAUGUCCACUAGAUCGUCGGCCAAAACUGCCCCAGGGGGGACACUGACAGACCCACAUGGGAUGGAGCCUGACUCCCCUGCACCCUCACCACCAACAUCUCCCAGUACUCGAGUGACGCGGCAGUCAAGACGUGCUACAUUUGAAUGUGAAGACUGUGGUAAGAAGUUCCUGACAGAGCAGAUGAAGACGACACACAGCUUAAUACACUUGGGGGAGAAACCACAUGGGUGUGAGCUGUGUGGGCGACACUUCCGGCAAGCUUCUGAGCUGCAGCGACACAAGACCAGGCAUAGUGAGGAGGAUGGAAUAUGCUGCUUUGUCUGCAGCUUGGAGCUGGACAGCUGUUCGGAGCUGGUUGAUCACAUGAAGAAACACUCUAUCAACUUCAAGUCUAAGAUGUCAAGUGCGGGCUACACAUUCCGCUCGUCCUCUGUGGUGAAGAGCUAUCGGGACCUGUUCGGCUCCGGCAACCCACAACCUUGUUAUGUCUGCUUCAGAGAUUUCCCAGGAAGUGCAGAGCUUCUUGAGCACCUGGGACAGCACACUGCUGUGGAGCUUUUGAAAGGUAGCAGUGACAGAGAUCUGUGGAAGAGUUCCUCAUCCUAUGCUGAACUUCAGUAUGCGAAGUGGAGAAGAAGAAGGGCAAGCUCCCUACAGAGUCUAAAAAGCUCAGAAGGAAGAGCAAGUAGAGACAAAACUGAAGUUAAAUCGGAGUUCACUCAUGUUUGUCGAGUCUGUCAUCAGAUGUUCAAGGGCGUGGAAUCCCUGUUGUGUCACUGGAUGGAAAGAAAGGGAAAGAGCGGCCAUGUAGGUGCAGUUGGCGGCGAGGGCUAUGACACUCAUAAUAUACAUAUGCACUAUCAUGGUCGACGGCUUGGGUUCCGAUGUAACCGGUGUGGUGAGACCUUCACCUCUGUCGACCCUGUUGUCUCUCAUCUGGAGGUUCAUGCAGACACAGAGGUCAUCACGCAGAUCACAGAAACACAUGUAGAGGUACCCUUGAGAGACACUGAAUCAGUCACAGAGCCCACAGUAAAGGUCGAGGAAGUAGAGAAUGAAGUGGAGAGUGAGGAGGAGGGGAAAAUGUUGUAUCACAUGUCGGAUGAGUCUGAUGGAGAACUAGACCCCACUCCAUCUGGGAAGUUUGAGUGUUUUGUUUGUAUGAAGGUAGCAAAAUGCAAGUCUGCCCUGCGUAGGCAUAUGAUGAUACACAAGGAAGAGAAGCCGUUCCUGUGUCCGGUGUGCGGGAGGAAAUAUGCUCGACCUGAGGACCUGAAGCAGCACCUGAUCCGCCACGUGGCCGACCUGUACCAACAAGGCAACUCCACAAACCCCAACUCCAGGUUCAAGUGCGACAUUUGCACUGCUGUAUUCCAGUGUGAGAAGGACCUUCAGUUCCAUGGUGUUUUUCACGGAGUGUACCGACCUAACGCCAGGACCUACGCUGAUGGUCAGUCCACCGUGUGCCCUAUCUGUGGGAAGAUGCUGCAGAAAGCCACCAGCCUUCCCUCUCACAUUGAGCUUCACACCCAAGACAGGAAGUUUGAGUGUGGUGUCUGUGGACGUACGUUCAAGUCGGAGAGGAACCGGAAUCGUCAUCAGAAGAUCCACACAGGAGUGAAAGAGUUUGUGUGUGAAGUCUGUGGGAAGGGUCUUUCACGAAAAGCUGAGUACGAAGCACAUUUGAAUCGCCAUAACACUGACCCAUCCUUUAAUGGUAAAGCUGGCCGCAAGAAGGGCACUAAGGUCAUCAAUAAUAAGGUCAUUUACUCAAAGGAAGGCUAUGGAUCACCAGAAGACAAGGUGGCCAUGGCCAGGAAACCAAAGAGUCGUGUUCUUCGGAGGGAUCUUCAUCUUGACAGCAAUGGCGAUGUGUUGAUGGACAUGUCAGCUUUGUCAGGAGUGACUCACAGUCUUCUGAAUCUGCCAGAGAAGACUAUUAUCCCACACAAGAACAAGAAGAGGAAGAUGGCAAUGGUCAUGGCUGAUGAUACCACAGAGCCUUCCUCCAAUGGACACCAGGUGGUGCUUCAGAGUGUUGAGACACAGACAGAGGUUCUGACAUCGGAACAAUCCUCUCUGUCACAUAACAUUGACAUUAUCACAUCUGAACUGACAGAUCCUAAUUUGACUGCAGCCGAAGUGACCAGUGUUGAUGGUGUGUCAUCAGCUGAGGAUGAAGCAAUCAUCAUCAUUGUUCAGGACCCCACGACAGGUGAAAAUGAGGUCCUCACCAUCAAGAGUUUCCAAGAGGGGGCAUCCAAGCUCAUAAGCCCCAAUGAAGAACUGAUGAAAGCCUUAGAAAGUUUCCAGAAAAACAAGUGUCUGGAUGAAAUGACCACUCUGCCCGCUGGGAGUAUUGAUGGUACACAGGUGAAGACAGAAGUACUGGAUCAGGCUGAGGAGAGUAAACCUCACAAACAUCCAGCUGAUGAUGUAACCGUGGCAACAACUACCCAAAUACUUGACGAUGUUCCACUUGAAGUUCUAGGUGAUGUAACUUUGAGCACAACCACGCAGUGUUCAUUACAUCAAGGUAACAUGGUGACGACUGUAGAACACCAUGACAAAGCGGCAGCUGUGCAACAGGAUGACAAUGUGUCUGUUGUGGCAAGGAACCAGCCUCAGUCGCCAGCCAUCAAUGUUGAUCAGACCAUGACACCCUCUGGAGAUGGCGGUCAGUCAGGAAGUAAGCUGGUCGUUGCCACUCAGCAGGAUUCUGCACUUUCUAGUGUUCUUCCUGGACAAGCCGACAAUCUCAAUGUCAAGGUUGUGUCCUUCACCUUGGACGAGACAACAGGCAUCCUUGUUCCCAUAUAUCCUGACAAGUCUAACCUUAAACUGUCAGUCACCGGGGACAGUACUGCAGUUAUUGUGAGCGACACUAUCCCUCAAACAGGUGUUGCACCGGACACCAUCCCUGGAACAGGUGUCGGUAUCGACACCACCCCUGGAGCAGCUGCUGCCAUGGACAAGACCAAUGGAGCUAAUGUUGCCAUGGACACCAUCAGUGGGGCAAGUGUUGCCAUUGACACCAUCAAAGGAGCAAGUGUUGCCAUGGGCAAUAUCAAUGGAGCCACGGACACUCCAGUAAAGAUGUCAACUCAGGCUUCUCCCACCUCCAAAUUACAGGACUUCAGUGAAACAAUGACGUCGUCGAUGUUGCUGAACACUGAUGGCGACCUGACUGCUGUUGAGGCACUGAUGCAGAUGAAGUCACCCCAGCAUGCAGGGAUAAGGCCACAUCUGGUAGGUCCAGCUGGAGACAGGAUGACAUGUCCCAGUGUUCUGCAGAAGGCUGUAAGUGUCCCAGUGUUGAAGUGUACUCCAGAUGGUAGAGUGAUCAAGACCCCAGCAGGUGCUCCAGCAGUAUUCAAGUCUGUCAAACUGUCGCCAACUUUGCCUCCAAGUCCUGGAAAAGAUUUGCAGUCUGAGCUUGAAAUUGCAUCAACUUCAGCCGAUGUCCCUCAUGAAGAUGAUGUUGAUGAUGAUGAUGAUAAUGAUGAUAAUGAUGAUGGUAUUUCUAAUGAUGAUGAAAUAAUAGAAGAACCUGUCAGGAAGAAGAGGAAGACAAAGGAUUUAGAUUGGACACCUGCUAAGCCAGUUCGUAAGUCUCUCCUCAACAGCUAUGAAGGAGUUUCAAAAAUUGUUGCCUCUCUCCUCAGGCAAAAGAAACCCAGAGGAACUGUGAAGAAGAUGAAAGCCAAAGCUGAUGUUGCUGCUGUUGGAGAUGCUGCUGAGGGUGUAGAGGAGAAUGGCGAGCCAGAUCGAGAGUUUGUGAAAUGCAACAUCUGCCGUAGUCUACAGCCGUGGGAGGAGCUGCGACAGCACAUAGACACGGAACAUGGAACCAACGCCUACCAAUGUGGGCUGUGCUCAAAGGGCUUCGACAGCAACGUGGAUCUCCACAUGCAUCUGUUGGGGCAUGAGAAAGACGACCGCAUCAAGAGGACUUUGUCGCUGUUGACUGGGGACACGGAGGUGAGGAGGCAGCUGGCCAGCACAGGGGUGAGUUCGGGGUUGAGCGGGGAAGCAUCGGCAGCCAUCUUGGCCCUGGAACGGGGUGGGGAUCUCAAAGAGGUGCUGGCUACGGUGGAGGUUGACGUGGAAGACCUCAUCAACACUGACACCAGCAAUAAAGAGGAAGAGACUAAUAAAGAGGACAUUGUCAACAUUGACACAAAGACCAGCACUAAAGACGGAAAGACUAUAGUCACCAUGUCUAAUGUUAAGAGCAGUGUGGAACAUGGUGAUAGUGGAUCAAGUCAAAACCAGACAAGUGUUGGGACUUCUUCAAAAAGAAAUCAAGAGGACAUAAAUGUAGAUUCCAGUAAGAGUACAAAACCUCCUCCCGAUGGGGAUUCAUGCAUCGAGAACCCCACCUCUACUGAAACCACAUCAGGUGCCAAUGAAUGUUCAGAUGACGUAAAGCAGCCUGGAGAUUGCGCAGCUUGUCGUGAAUCAUUCAUGUCCUCAUUCUCACUGAAGAAACAGAACUCAGAAUUGCCUAUGAUGGAGCAUACAUGUGACAGGGCAGCAUCAGAGGAAUGCUGGGACAGAGAGUCGGGAGACGAGGGUCGAGAGGGCCUCACAUGCGUGUGUGGUCUGUGUGGCUACAAGUUCGUCAAUGUCAACCUGCUCACCAGGCAUGUGAAGGCUCACUACAGAGAAAAGCCUUUCUCCUGUGAUAUGUGCAGCAAGAAGUAUGCGCGCCGGGACGAACUCGUGAAACAUCGGAUGUCACAUCAGGCCGUUGUUGUUAACAAGCCUAAACAGGAGCGGAGGAAGUUCCUGCCGAGAACGAAAUCGGGAAAGUAUCCGUGUCAUCUGUGUAAGGAACAGUUCAAGACAUACCAGAGCAGAUACACACACGUGUUGUGUCAUGAGAGUGAUGAGGCUACUAGUGAGAAAGUUGACAUUGAUAAACCCAGAGACAAAUCCAGUCUGUUUAAACCCACGGACAAGUCAAAUGUGACAUGUGACGUAUGUGGUCUCGUGUUGUCCGGGCCUCGGCACCUUGUUCGACACAAACUCAUUCACACGAAUGAACGCCCAUGGCUGUGUCAGGAAUGUGGGAAGAGUUUCCUGCGCAGUGACGAUCUACGUGUUCACCAGAGACGACAACACAGCAAUGUUGGAAACUCUGACGCCAACAAGGAGUCAAAGUUCAGGAAAGUUUGUCCUUUCUGUAAACGAGCCUUCACCUCUUUCAACUCCUUCCGCAAUCAUGUGAAAACCCAUAAGAGCGAGAGGCUGGACGGAAGCCUCAAGUGCGAAAUCUGUGGGAAGGUGUUCAUCAAACACAUCAGUCUCCGUAACCACCAACAGAUACACAAAAACACCUACCGCCGCGGCAUGAAGAGAAACACCACCAGUCAUAAACCAGCAACCUUGACCUACAACUGUGAAGACUGCGGCAAACAGAUCAAGAGCAAGAGCAACUUUGUCCGUCACAUGAAGUUGCAGAACGAGGGUAAGCAUCACAUCUGCUCCAAGUGCACCAAGGGCUUUGCACGCCAGGCUGAUCUGCGCAUGCAUGAGCGGCUGCAUACCGGUGAGCGUCCGUUCUUGUGUAACCUGUGUGGCAAGGGCUUCACCUCCAACUCUGCCCUCAGCCACCAUGUGAAGAUGCACAACCAGCCUGUGGUGUACAAGUACUCUUGCACUCAGUGUGAGGGCCUGUUUGCCUCCAGGAAGGAAUUCAAGGAUCAUGUAAAGAGCUGUACGCCAAAACAGAUGGAGAUUGUGUUUAUACAGGAGACUGAGACUGUGCCCAUUGAAACUAUAGAGUAUAUCUAGCAAGGCGUAUAAGAAGGUCACGUGAUAGGCUCCGAAAAGAUCCAGUUUAAGAUUGGCCCUCGGCCAUCCAUGCUGGUCGUAAGAGACGAGUAACAAGAGUGGAGAACAAUGCUAAUGUCUUCUUUGAGUGGCAUUUUAGAAGUUGGGAAGUACAAUAUAGAACAAACUUUAUGGAUAACAACUUCUUUUUAUUCGUGAGUGCGACGUUUCAAUACAGAUUCUUGUA
Messenger RNA from Haliotis rubra (blacklip abalone), 10954 nucleotides. RefSeq lists its product as uncharacterized. Gene Ontology annotation, molecular function: DNA-binding transcription factor activity, RNA polymerase II-specific; RNA polymerase II transcription regulatory region sequence-specific DNA binding. Gene Ontology annotation, biological process: regulation of transcription by RNA polymerase II; DNA repair. NCBI's taxonomy places the organism in Eukaryota, Metazoa, Mollusca, Gastropoda, Lepetellida, Haliotidae. The transcript has 12 exons. Gene Ontology annotation, cellular component: nucleus. Bases 325 to 10728 code for a protein of 3467 amino acids. The record is from RefSeq and is a predicted model, not a curated record.